UAAUGGUAGCUUCCGUGCGGUCUCUCUAGUCUUCCUUUUCCUAUUGAAGUAGCAGCCAUGAGCAUGCUCAGGCUCCAGAAGAGGCUUGCCUCUAGCGUUCUGCGCUGUGGCAAGAAGAAGGUAUGGUUGGACCCCAACGAGACCAAUGAGAUUGCCAACGCCAACUCCCGUCAGCAGAUCAGGAAGCUGGUUAAGGAUGGUCUCAUCAUCCGAAAGCCUGUCACUGUGCAUUCUCGUGCCCGAUGCCGCAAGAACACCCUUGCUCGUCGUAAGGGAAGACACAUGGGCUAUGGUAAGAGAAAGGGUACUGCCAAUGCCCGUAUGCCAGAGAAGUUGUGCUGGAUGCGCCGCAUGAGGAUCUUGCGUCGGCUUCUCCGUCGCUAUAGGGAAUCCAAGAAGAUCGACCGGCACAUGUACCACAGCCUGUACCUUAAGGCCAAGGGUAAUGUGUUCAAGAACAAGCGUAUCCUAAUGGAACACAUUCACAAGCUGAAGGCAGACAAGGCCCGCAAGAAGCUCCUGUCUGACCAAGCAGAGGCUCGCCGCUCCAAGACCAAGGAGGCUCGCAAGCGCAGAGAGGAACGUCUCGCAGCCAAGAAAGAGGAAAUAAUCAAGACCUUGUCCAAGGAGGAGGAGACCAAGAAGUAAUUGGGCUUCUCGAUUUGGCUCUGCCUGUACUGACCGUUCCAUCUGUCGAGUUCAAGGAAUAAAAUUGUAUAUUAAAACAAA
Messenger RNA from Gadus macrocephalus (Pacific cod), 729 nucleotides. It is a transcript of the gene rpl19, whose product is annotated as ribosomal protein L19. Gene Ontology annotation, biological process: translation. Bases 58 to 648 code for a protein of 196 amino acids. Gene Ontology annotation, molecular function: RNA binding; structural constituent of ribosome. The transcript is spliced from 6 exons. Gene Ontology annotation, cellular component: cytosolic large ribosomal subunit; ribosome. Lineage: Eukaryota; Metazoa; Chordata; Actinopteri; Gadiformes; Gadidae. The record is from RefSeq and is a predicted model, not a curated record.